AUGGCUGUCUCGGAGGGCCGAUCCUGGGCCUUCCUCUCCACUCCUCAGGACCCUCCUGGAGGAGCUCGUGACAGCACUGCACAUGGGCCAGGCUGUGUACUGCGCUCCCCUGUGGUGCGGCGUGUGUGGGGUAAUGCAGUGUGGUGUGGGCGGUACGGUGUGGUGUGGUGUGAUGUGGUGUGCUCCCCUGUGGUGCGGUUUGGUGUGCUGUGCUGUUGGCUGGUGUGGGGUGGUCCGUUAUGGUGUGGUGUGAUGUGGUGCAGUAUGGUAUGGUACGAUACGGUACGGUGCAAUGUGGUGUUGUGUGGUGUGGUGUGGGGCGGUGUGGUGUGGUGUGGUGUUGUGUGGUGUGGUGUGGUGUGGUGGUGUGGUAUGGUGUGGUAUAUAAUGCGGUGCGGUAUGGUGUGGUGCAGUGUCGUGUGCUGUGGGCCAUUUUGGGGCAGUACGGUGUGGUGUGGUGUGGUAUGGUGUGGUGUGGUGUGGUGUAAUGCGGUGUGGUGUGGUGUGGUGCAGUGUGGUGUGGUGUGGUGUGGUGUAAUGCGGUGUGGUGUGGUGUGGUGCAGUGUGGUGUGGUGUGGGCCAUUGUGGGGCGGUACGGUAUGGUGUGGUGUGAUGUGGUGUGGUGUGGUGUGGGGUGGUACGUUAUGGUGUGGUGUAGUGUGGUAUGGUGUGCGGUAUGGUGUGGUGCAGUAUGGUAUGGUACGGUAUGGUGUGAUGUGGUAUGGUGUGGUGUGGUGUGGUGUGGUGUGGUAUGGUGUGGUGUGGUAUGGUGUGGUGUGGUAUGGUGUAGUGCUUUGUGGUGUGGUGUGGUGUGGUGUGGUGUGGUGUGGUGUGGUGUGGUGUGGUGUAGGGCGAUAUGGUGUGGUGCGGUAUGGUGUAAUGCUUUGUGGUGUGGUGUGGUGUGGUGUGGUGUGGUGUGGUGUGGGGUGG
Molecule: messenger RNA, 930 nt
Organism: Sardina pilchardus (European sardine)
Lineage: Eukaryota; Metazoa; Chordata; Actinopteri; Clupeiformes; Clupeidae
Exons: 5
Source: RefSeq, a predicted model, not a curated record